Molecule: messenger RNA, 1245 nt
Organism: Phalaenopsis equestris
Lineage: Eukaryota; Viridiplantae; Streptophyta; Magnoliopsida; Asparagales; Orchidaceae
Exons: 1
Coding region: 99-1040 (313 amino acids)
Source: RefSeq, a predicted model, not a curated record
CCUCCUCCCCCUGAAACCCAACCACAAGGUUUGCCUAUGAAAGACUCCUCCCACUCCAUCACCCCCCGACUCUCCCGCACUCAUCGCAAACUCCUCUAAUGGUUCCUCCGCCUCCUCUUCCACCAAAACUAUCCAUGGUCUCCUCAAGCCCCGGCAGAGCAGAGAAGCUCCCAACACCUGGUUUUGCCCGUCUUCUACGCGGCAAGAGUGGCAGCCGCAGCCGUGGCCAAACCUCCCUAUCCCGCUCCAGCCCCCUCUUCCCCUCCCUCAACCGUAACCUCGGUCGCGCAGCUCCUUCCAUGGAUACCGGCAACGACGGCGAGCCCUCUUCCCCCAAAGUCACCUGCAUCGGCCAAGUACGAAUCCGAAAGAAGAAUAAAACUCCAAUUAGGUCCAAUUCAAAACGAAAUCGGACCCCGUCGGACCAGAAGAAGAGAGAGGAAAGAGAAAUGCGGUGCUGCUUCAUCAAUAAGUCUCUGUUCUUCAGCGUCUUUCGAUGCCGGCAAUUGAUCUGGAGGAGAUGGUCGGCCAGGCUUCGAUUCAAGUGGAAUGCGGGAUAUCGGCGGGGGAACGAGAAGGUUGAACCAGCGGAGACGGUUCCUUUGCCGGUGAAUGAUUUGGGCGAAAUUAUUUUCCGUACAUCGGAACAGGAUGACGAUGAGGAAGCAGAGGAGUGCGAUGAAUCGGAAACUAGGGUUUUCGUGCCGCCGAAAAACGCCCUUAUACUGAUGCGAUGCCGAUCCGCUCCGCACAACCGCUCCUCCGCGCUCGCCACCCGCUUCUUCACAGCCGUCGACGCUGAGGACAGUGGGAAUAAGGAUGACGAAACUGUGAAAGGAACCGAAGUAGACGAGAAACACGAAGAAGAGGAGGAGGAAAAAAUAGGAUGCCCGUCGUCGAGGCCGCUCUUUCUUAAACGGUGCAAAUCGGAGCCGGCGAAGAAGGCAGCGAAGCUGGCGGCGCCGGAGGGUGCGUGUUGUUCGCAGAACAGUGAUGACGGGAGCCGUCCAUCGGCGGAGAGCCCGUCGGAACUCCAUUAAAGGUUUGAGAACAUGAUAGUUUUCUGGUAGUUUUUUUGUUUAUGCUGUAGCCGGACAUUGUUGUGCAAAAGAUUCGAUGGUUUGUAUUUUGUGGGAAAUCUCUGAAGCUUCUGCCAUCGAUUCCAUGAGAAAAUUUCUCGAGAUCUCUUCUUUUUUUUUUUGUGGGUGUGCGAGAGAAUCUUCGAUAUCCCACUGAGCGUCCGUA